Daphnia magna is the source of this 1771-nucleotide messenger RNA. RefSeq names its product T-complex protein 1 subunit zeta (gene CCT6). NCBI's taxonomy places the organism in Eukaryota, Metazoa, Arthropoda, Branchiopoda, Diplostraca, Daphniidae. Gene Ontology annotation, biological process: protein folding. The record is from RefSeq and is a predicted model, not a curated record. Gene Ontology annotation, cellular component: chaperonin-containing T-complex. Gene Ontology annotation, molecular function: ATP-dependent protein folding chaperone; ATP hydrolysis activity; ATP binding.
CACUACUGAAUCCCAAUUUCUCGUAGAUCGUCAUGGCAUCCAUCAGUCUUCUGAAUCCCAAAGCCGAGAUAGCUCGUGCUGCCCAGGCCCUUGCUGUCAAUAUUUCUGCUGCCAAAGGAAUUCAAGAUGUAAUGAAGUCUAAUUUAGGUCCAAAAGGCACCAUGAAAAUGCUUGUCUCAGGUGCUGGAGAAAUUAAGAUUACUAAGGAUGGAAAUGUUCUUUUGCAUGAAAUGCAAAUCCAACAUCCUACUGCUUCAUUGAUUGCUCGAGCAUCCACUGCUCAAGAUGAGGUUACUGGAGAUGGUACCACUAGCACUGUUUUGGUUAUUGGGGAAUUGCUUAAACAAGCAGAUCUCUAUGUAUCUGAGGGUCUCCACCCUAGGAUUUUGACUGAGGGUUUUGAGCUUGCAAAGGUGAAAGCCUUAGAAGUUCUUGAGUCUGCAAAGAUUCCAGUGGAAUCUAAGCGAGAUAUUCUGCUUCAAGUUGCAAGAACCUCAUUGCGGACAAAGGUUCACCAUGUUUUGGCUGAUCUCCUUACAGAAGCCUGCGUAGAUGCCACAUUAGCAAUUCAGGAAGAAGAUAAACCCAUCGAUCUGCAUAUGGUUGAAAUUAUGGAGAUGCAACACAAGACAGAACUAGAUACCCAACUUAUCCGCGGGAUCGUUAUGGAUCAUGGCUCCCGCCACCCCGAUAUGCCUAAGAGGGUCGACAAUGCCUACAUUCUCACUUGCAAUGUUUCAAUGGAAUACGAGAAAAGUGAGGUGAAUUCAGGAUUCUUUUACAAGACCGCCGAUGAACGCGAGAAACUCGUGAAAGCUGAAAGGCAAUUCAUUGAGAGUCGCGUUCAAAAAGUAAUUGAUUUGAAGAAGAAGGUUUGCGAUGGCACUGACAAGAACUUCGUAAUCAUCAACCAGAAGGGUAUCGAUCCGCUAUCUUUGGAUAUGUUGGCCAAGGAGGGCAUUAUUGCCCUUCGUCGCGCCAAACGCCGCAAUAUGGAGCGCUUGACUCUGGCUUGUGGUGGUAUCGCCAUGAAUUCGUUUGAUGAUAUUUCCGAAUCCUGUCUCGGAUAUGCUGGUUCUGUCUAUGAACAUGUUUUGGGUGAAGAAAAGUACACGUUCGUCGAAGAUUGUCGUAAUCCACGAAGUGUUACUAUUCUCAUCAAGGGUCCGAAUAAGUAUACUUUGACGCAAACGAAAGAUGCCAUUAGGGAUGGACUUCGUGCUGUUGUCAACGCACUCGAAGAUGGUUUUGUUGUUCCCGGAGCAGGAGCCGUUGAAGUUGCAACUCACAAGGCCUUGAUUGCAUACAAGGAACAGGUGAAGGGACGUGCUCGUUUGGGUGUUCAGGCUUAUGCUGAUGCCAUGCUGAUCAUUCCCAAAGUCUUGGCACAGAAUGCGGGAUUUGAUCCGCAAGAUUCUAUUGUUAAAAUGCAACAAGAGUUCGCUGAAGGCGGGCCCUUCAUCGGUUUUGAUCUGCAAUCAGGAGAGCCAAUGAUCCCUGCAGAUCUAGGAAUCUAUGAUAACUACCGUGUUAAGAAACAGAUUCUUCAUUCUUGCACGGUCAUUGCUAGCAAUCUGCUUUUGGUGGAUGAAAUUAUGCGUGCUGGUCUGUCAUCGUUGAAGUAAAGUCCAUGUAUUAAGCUCCACCGAGUUCCUGAGCAGCAAUGGAUGACUUUUUCUAAUCAAUCUGCUUGAAUUCUAAUUUCGUUCCGGCUCACUAUUUUCGUCCGCUUGAGAAACUAAUGUUAUUACAAUCUGCUAAUCACAACUCA